AUGGACCUCGAGAAUGACGGCGCCGCGGGCACAGCCGCCGUGUGGGCGACCGUCUCCCUGCCGCAAAUCCCUCUCGUCGACGGAUUCAGCUUUCACCAAGCGCCGCUUCCGUGCGAAGCGGCUGGGUCCGCGGAAAAUAACGAAUGGGGCAGCCGGUUCAUGGGAGAAUGGGCGGACGGAAAGUGCAGCGAGGAGCAGUGGAGGUUGGAGAACAAGGGUGAUAAUUGGGGCGCUAUGGGGGAGGAGAGAAUGGUCGUGGAAGGCGCUGCGGAGGCUCCGCCAACUCCGCUGAUCCAAGCCAUUGCGCGCAAGAACAUAUCCGCUUCCGCCGAAGUCUCCCCCAACAAUGGCGCCUCCGUUGCCACACGCUUAACGAACGGAUGGGAUCCGCUGCAUCUGAACCUGCAGCCUCGGGAGAAUGUUCAGGAAUAUCUUCAGGAAAAAACACAGUGGCAAGUCGGCCAAGGCAACGACGGCUCCUGCCUCACUACUUCCCCCUCCGCCGCCACAUCCGCCGGCGGCGGCUGCGCUAGCCGCCGAAGCCUCGGGGGAGUAACCCCAUCCGCAGCAACCAGCGCUUACGCCGCUGGGGUAUCUUUUGGGGCCGCUAUCCCCCUUCUGACUCUUCCGCCAUCCGCUUCCUUCACGGGCCCGCCGCCUAGCGCUGCUGCCUCGCACGGCACGGGCAAUCAAACCACGGAAUGGCAAGAUCGCCGCGCUGCAGCUGCUGAUUCCGCUGGUGGCGCAGAGCAGCCCCGCCCCGCCGUGCGCGAGCAGCAGGAGGCGGCGGCGGUGGGCGUCGCGGCGGUGAUUCAGCAGGUGGCGCUCGCCGCCGUGGGGCUGCUUCCGCCGCGCUUGCAGGCGCAGCUUCUGCUGCCCGACAUCGCGGGGGUGGUGCGCGCGGAGCAGAUUCGCGCGAAGCAGGAGCAAUCGGCGCAGCAGUACGCGGAGAUGGGGAAUGCUGAUCAGUCCGCGGAGAAGCGGGACGAGGCGGAGGCGCAGGGGCAAGCGGAGGCGGAAGGGGUCCAGCAGCCGCACAUGCAAGAGGCGAUGAUGAUGGCUCUGGCGCAAGCGCUGCAGCUCCAGGAGCAGCAGCAGCAACAGCAGCAGCAAGAGCCGCAGCAGCAGCAGCACGAGCAGCAGCAACCAGCGCUGCCCACUGCUCCCUCGCCUCCGCCGCCUGCUGUCGCGAUGUCGCUCCCCCUGUUUUCACCCGUCGCCGCUCCCCCUUCAGCCGCGCCUGCGCCUGCUGACCCUCUUGCGGGGCCUACUGCGGCCCCUCUCCUUCCCCACCCUCCCCCUCCCCUCGCUUCCCCCGUUUCCGCCGCAGCAUCCGGAGCUGGCGCCAGCACAGGGGAAGACGACGCUGAGGUGGGAGAGGAGGGAGGAGAAAAGGCGGGAGAGCAGGGCAAUGCGGAAAGGAGCAAGAGGGGAAGGGAACAUGAUGCACAGUGCCGCUUCAGCUGCCCGGUAGCGGGGUGCAAGCGGCACCGGGAGCAUGCGGCCUUCCAGCCGCUCAAGACGGUGCUGUGUGUGCGCAACCACUUACCCGCCCGCUCGCACUGCCCCAAGCUGCUCGCGUGCUCGCGCUGUGGCGGCGCCAAGCGCUUUGCGGUGCUGGCGGAUCUGCGCACAGCAUGA
Messenger RNA from Closterium sp. NIES-65, 1641 nucleotides. The record is from the annotation of a GenBank genome assembly. NCBI's taxonomy places the organism in Eukaryota, Viridiplantae, Streptophyta, Zygnematophyceae, Desmidiales, Closteriaceae.